AUGCCGAAUAUAUUUAAAUUGAACACGAGUCAAAGACGAUUUUUCACAUGUUGCGGCAAACUGCACGUAAAGAUGGCAUUUCUUCUCAUCAUAGCGUUGACAGUCAUUGCCGAGGUUCUGGAGACAAUAGCAUAUUUUAUGAACGGUUUACCUGAAGGGUCGACGUUUCUCGCCUAUGCACUAGAAUAUAUGAAAGCACAGUCUUCCUUAUUGCCGUAUAUCGGCGAAAUGUUUGUUGUCGUUACAAUGAUGCUAAUACUGGUACUUCAACUUUUGUUUUGUAUAAUAGCUCCUUAUUCUGCAACAGCGGAGCAGUUGUUUGUUGAUGGUCGUUACACAUUGCUACAGAGGGAGAAGAAAAUUUUUGCGAUUCUCCUAAUCGUCUCGUUUUUCACUGGUCUUGCCGCCUGGUUCCUGAAUGUCGGAUUGUCGACAUACAUGUAUUUCGAUUUUCUCGCCCAGAAAAAGAACAGAAGGCCUGCACGACUUCCUGGUGAUCCUACACCAGCUCUUGUCCAACAAGGAGCUCUUCCUGCGGGUACUGCCGAAGUGAGUAUAUCAUUUCCCAAUCCAAACUUCACAGCUAACUCAGAUGAAGACGAUGAAGAAGUUUUCGACAGAGGAGCUCAUCCACCUGCUGCUACUGCUGUUUGA
Molecule: messenger RNA, 654 nt
Organism: Cooperia oncophora
Lineage: Eukaryota; Metazoa; Nematoda; Chromadorea; Rhabditida; Trichostrongylidae
Source: the annotation of a GenBank genome assembly